GAUGUAACAGGAAGCCACUGUAGCUGAUCACUUACAAUCUGACAGCAGUUCCAACUCUACUCACAUAUCACUUAAGACCAGGCUCGGCUUGCAUUCGCAACAUUAUUGUAUCAGCGUUCCAAAGCCUGCUUUAGCCUCAGAAAGAAGGAUCAGAUUACUUUGCAUUUCGUUUACAGUAAAGCCCUGGGAAAACGGUGAUUGAACAGCACACUUUCAAAUCUUUUUUACUUGGAUUCCCAUUUUGUUAGAUCAAUAUUUCUUAAUUGUUGGUUCAGUACUGGACCAAAGAUGGGCAGAUGUUUGCUGGUUUAUCUGUCAUUUAUAAGCUCUGUCACACAGCUAUUGGUGUUUGCAAACACAGAUGUUAAUGAAACUCAGGAAGAUGAAGAGAACCACGUGUAUAGCCCAUUCGGAAUCACCAGGAAUAAGAUAGUGACGGCACAGUUUGAGUGUUACCAGAAAAUCAUGAAAGAUAAUGUUCACAAUACAAAUGAACCCACAUGUAAAAGCACAUGGGAUGGAUGGCUAUGCUGGGACGACACCCCUGCAGGAGUCACUUCAGAACAGCACUGUCCUGACUAUUUCCAAGACUUUGACCCUUCAGAAAUGGUAACGAAGAUCUGUGAUCACAAUGGGAAUUGGUUUUUACAUCCAGAGAGCAACAGAACAUGGACAAACUACACAAGGUGCAAUGAACGCACUAGUGAGAGAGUGCAGACAGCAUUGAAUUUAUACUACUUGGCUCUAAUUGGACAUGGAUUGUCAUUAGCAUCAUUGUUCAUUUCAUUGGGGAUAUUCUUUCAUUUCAAGAGUUUAAGUUGCCAAAGGAUAACUCUGCACAAAAAUCUGUUCUUUUCCUUUGUUUUAAACUCCAUCAUCACUGUCAUUUGGUUUACAGCAGUGGCUAACAACACAGAGCUUGUAUCAAGAAAUCCUCUAAGCUGCAAAGUGUGCCAAUUUAUUCAGCUGUAUCUGUUUGGCUGCAAUUACUUCUGGAUGCUAUGUGAAGGAAUAUACCUCCAUACUCUCAUUGUUGUGGCAGUGUUUGCAGAGAAGCAACACUUGAUGUGGUACUAUCUUCUUGGAUGGGGAUUUCCAUUGAUUCCAGCCUCCAUACAUGCAGUAGCUCGCAGUUACUACCAUAAUGAUAACUGUUGGAUCAGUUCUAAAACAUCUCUGCUUUACAUUAUCCAUGGUCCCAUCUGCGCUGCUCUGUUGGUAAACCUGUUUUUCCUGCUAAAUAUUGUGCGCGUUCUCAUCACAAAGUUGAAAGUCACGCACCAAGUGGAAUCCAGUCUGUAUAUGAAAGCUGUUAGAGCUACUCUUAUUUUGAUCCCACUUCUGGGAAUUGAGCAUGUAGUGUUUCCAUAUAAACCAGAGGGCCAGGUAGCAGCAGAAAUCUUUGACUAUAUGAUGAAUAUUCUAACACAUUAUCAGGGGCUGCUGGUGGCCACCAUAUUCUGUUUUUUCAAUGGCGAGGUGCAAGCGGUACUAAGAAGACAUUGGAAUCAGUAUCGUAUGCAGUUUGGAAGCAACUUCUCCCACUCAGAAACCCUGAGAUCUGCCUCCUACACAGUAUCAUCAAUAACAGAUUUCCAGGGCUCCUACAGCAGUGACUGUAAUACAGAAAGUUUGAAUGGAAAAGGCUGCCAUGAUGUCAAAGCCACGAUUUUGAAAUCUGAAAACCUGUAUGCCUGAGGGUUGCCUGUGUACUAUUGACCACAGCAGUGAGGAUUGUUGAAGACCAGAGAAUUAAUCAUUUGUAGAUGAGACAGCUAUGGAGUAUGACCAACCUGAACUUCUCCCAUGAUACAGCAUCUGAAUAAAAAUAAAAACUCAAAGCUUUUAUCUUUUGCUAUAGACUGAACUAUGGCCUGUUACUUUCUAUCAUUUUUGUGAACCUGCAUGCAAUUUUAAUCAGGAGCUCCCAAAAGAACUUUUAAUUGGAAUUUACAUGAAAUAUGUAGUACGGGAAGCUGCUUCACUGCUUUAAUCUGGAUCGGAGGGAAACAUUUUUGUCCCUGUCUUAAUGCACAGUACUGAACUAGUCAUAUCACAUAAGGACUGGAGCAGAAUGAAGACAUGCACAAUAAGUCAUUCCAAACUGAAAGUAUCCUUUUGUUAUUUGAUCACAUUGAAUGGUGUGCCAAAAAUGUGAGGAUAUCAACAUGAAAUGCUUUCUGCCAAACUAUGGACUGGUAGUCACAGAUUUCCACAUGGUCUUCAACACAAUGCAAUCAUAACAAUGGACUGUGGCCUGGUAAAGAGAAAAAAACUGAGGAAAGCCUCAUGUACCAAUGUGGAAAAUUUGUUUAAUUUUAUGGGAUUUGUGUUAUCACACUUGAAUAUUCCUGGAAGUCACCUGCAUCAGUAUUAUUUGAUUUCAUGACACAUCCUGAUGAUUGAGGACACUAUGAAGACAUCAUUGAUUGUGGGUUUCUUGGGGGCUUUAUAUACAGUACAAGAUCAUAUGUUCUAGUGUAUACGAAUAUGUAGUUUACACUUUAAUUAUAACACUGCAUAUUUUCAUACUAGAAUUAUGUAAAUCAUUAAAAUUAAAAUGUACAAUUUUAAAAGGUAUAGUUAAAAUGCUGUAAAUGUGACAUCUAAAACUUAUAUAAGAUAAUCUUAUUCAAGUUUAGUUGCUCACUAUACGCAAGAAAGGAAAGCAAAUUAAGAUGCUAAGCAUGGAAAAUUCAAUGAAAAUAUGAAUAGGUCUUAGUCUGUUUGCUUCUCAAUAAAAAUACAUACUAUAAUUUAAUAUCAGAGGAAGGCUAACCUUCUUAGAAGCAUAUAGCCUGAUAAAUUCUGUUAACAUUUCAGUGUUGAUUUAAUCAAUAUUCAUGGGUUAAUCUGGCUAAUGCUAAUGAAAAUCUCUUUUAUAUUAUCACAAUAUCUGAAAAUGUAAUUACCUCAUAGGAGAAACAAAUAUUCUGUCUUAGCCUAUAUUGUUCUCCCCCUUUUGUCCACUUAGAUCUCGGAAACAGCUCAUACUGUACUGUAUAUGUUCUGUUAACAUUGUAUUAAAUUACACAGCUUAAACAAUAUAUAACCUUCUAAUGUAUAUGUUAAAACAAUCACCAAAUAGCAUCCUAUGUUUAAAUCUAAAAUGGGUUGUCAGCAUUUUGCAUAUUUUUGUCUAUGGAAAUGAUAGUUUUGCUGAACUGAGAUGUGUUAGUCUAAAAAAGAAGCUGCAUUUACCAAGAAAGAUCAUGACUGCUAAAAACAAAAAAAAAAUUAAAAAGUCAUAUGGCUCCAAUUAAAUACAGUAUAUAGUACCACUCUGUGUUACUACACAGUAAAAUGUCCUGGCCAAAUCCAGAAGAAUUGGCUCAAUUUCCAAUGCAUUCUGUUACUGACAAGUUGUCUAUUGCUACAAGUAACUUGACACCCAGUGUGAAGAUAAUACUCCCAUUUCAUUCUAACACUGCCUUAAAGUUAUAUCAUCUCCCACUGAAAAUUAAUCUUCUAACAUUCCCACAGGGCCAUUGCCCCCUCUGCUCUGGCUUUCUUUUUAUGUCUGGCACAUACUGUAUGUAUCUUGUUUCUUCAUACAUUUCAAGUUGUUUCAUGUCAAAAUGCUGGAAAAGAAAGUGGCUCACAUAAAUGUUGUAAAUAUGUUUGUACAUCACUAGAAGCAAAGAUUGUUUGUGUAUCUGUUUAUAUGUAUGUGUGGUUAUAUAUACGUAUAUGUAAGGAUGGAUCAGAAUGUAUUUUUAUACUUCUUUAGGAUGUAUGGAAGUAUUUGGAAAAUAUGGAUUUGUUUUAUAAUGUAAUAAUACAAACAGAUCUCCCCUUUGGCUGCCAGCAAACCUCAAAUCUACAUUAAUCUGGAAAUCAUUACUAGGCUGAUUUUUGGCUGAGAUGUUCUGUUGUUUUUGUUCCACAACAGAUUCAAAUUGAAACAAACUACAAAGGCCUCUUUGUCAAUUGAAUUAAGUUUCAGUUGGAAAAUCCAACAACCAACAAGAUUAUUUUAUUAGGUUGGGGUUUAAAUGAAGAGUUUUUUUAGGAAAAAAAUACAGAGUAGUAAAAAGGUAGUAAUACAGUCAUAUUAUCACUAAUAACUUAUUUCAUCCAGUGGUCUCCUCACUCCAGCUGCCAGUCCAGCAAGAACCCAUUAUUAAUUUUGUACUCCAUCUGUAUGAGGACUUAAAAGUAUUUGAUACAAAAUAUACAUUAGGCUAUUGAAAGCAAUGUUAUUUUUAGUAUAUGUAAAUAUGUAAAAUAUUUAAAACUUAAAUACAUUAGCUACCCAUUUAAUAAAUCUACAAAAAGAAAAUAUUUUCAGUUCAAGGUUAGCAGAUUACAUUUAUCUGUCAAAGCUUGGCAACAAAAUGUAUCACUGCAGGACAGUUUCAAAUAGCUAAAACUUUAUACAGUUGAAUGUUUCAAAGGAUUUAACACACAAUUUGGCUAUCUGCUUAACCUUGCCUUUCAUUUGAGUGAAGUCUCAAAAAUCCUGAUUAUUUUAACAUUUCUGGUUGUUUCUUUGGAAAUCGUUGUGUACUGUACUGUAUGUAUCACUGGGAAUCAUGUCUCUCUAUGGAUGAAAUCUGCUGUAUGAGUGUAAAUUAUACAUCUUUGUAUCCAUAUGUUAACAUAAAUUUGUGGCAAAAUGUGUUUUUCACUAAAUGUGGGCAUUGUUGCAAUGAUGUGUGUAUGUUAUCAUAUAAUUAUAGAUCAUUAUAAACAAACUUAUUCAUCUAA
Molecule: messenger RNA, 4710 nt
Organism: Lepisosteus oculatus (spotted gar)
Lineage: Eukaryota; Metazoa; Chordata; Actinopteri; Semionotiformes; Lepisosteidae
Product: calcitonin gene-related peptide type 1 receptor
Biological process (GO): angiogenesis; cell surface receptor signaling pathway; adenylate cyclase-activating G protein-coupled receptor signaling pathway
Cellular component (GO): plasma membrane
Molecular function (GO): calcitonin receptor activity; adrenomedullin receptor activity; calcitonin gene-related peptide receptor activity
Source: RefSeq, a predicted model, not a curated record